Molecule: messenger RNA, 2720 nt
Organism: Strongylocentrotus purpuratus (purple sea urchin)
Lineage: Eukaryota; Metazoa; Echinodermata; Echinoidea; Camarodonta; Strongylocentrotidae
Gene: nprl3
Product: GATOR complex protein NPRL3
Exons: 14
Coding region: 40-1809 (589 amino acids)
Biological process (GO): cellular response to amino acid starvation; TORC1 signaling; negative regulation of TORC1 signaling
Cellular component (GO): GATOR1 complex
Source: RefSeq, a predicted model, not a curated record
AUUGCACUGAAUACGAACUAAAUACAAACUUUUGUAAAAAUGUCAUCAAAGGUUACUCCUUUAAGCAUAAUAUUGGUAUCAUCCGGUUCAAAGGGAUACCGCUUGCUGUUUAGAUAUCCAUUUCAGGCCGAGGAACAGCAGAAAUUGGUUAAACGAGAUCAGUCAGAUAAUCCAUUUGCACUUCAGACUCCUGAGGAUGAUGCUUAUACCAGCUCAACUAGUCAGUCAUCUACAAGGCAGUCUUGUAUCAUAUCUGGUGAGCUUGACAAUGUACUAGCAAACAUCUUAACACCCAGUAACACAGACCUGUGUGAUCAGAGGUUUGAAGUCACUGUGGAUGAUGUAAAGUUUGUUGGUCAUCCACUACUUGUACAGGAUGUCAAUGCAAAAUGGAGAGCAAAUUCAUCUACAAGGGAAGGAUCAACAAUCAACAUGUUCAAUGUGGUCUUUGUCUUACAAGCAAGUGCAGACUGGUCUCUGGUCCAUUGUUAUCAGGAUCUCAGUAAGCGGUUAGCAUUAGCAUUGAAGCAUGAAGAGAAGAGAUGUGGUUACCUGUCUCAUCAAGCGGUCAUUAUGGUGAGAGCGGAAGAUGAGGUAGCUGGUCAACCUGAAGACUGCAAGGAAUCGCCAUUUCAUCUGAUGUUACAUAGGAGCAAACUCACACAAGAUCUCAGAGAUGUAUAUGAAGGUUUGCAUACAAAUGGAAUAGCCAGAGUGUACAUCAAUAACUGGAUUGAAGUGAGCUUCUGUCUGCCACACAAAGUACACAAUGUAUCAGAGGUUAUUACUAUCAAGCACAAUGGGAUUGAGAAGAGUCUUGGAGCCAUCAGACCGUACCAUGCCAUGCUCUUACUGGAGGAUCCAAACACAUUGAGGGCAUCCUUGCCGAGGGAUUGUUCUCCAGCUCUUCAUAGAAUCAUUCAUAUAGCCACGCCCCUGAAGCGACUUCAACAGCUCUCACAGGACGCUGAUCUAGCACUCUCACAGGUGUUCCAGCUUGUUGGUCAUCUAGUAUACUGGGGUAAAGCUACUGUUAUCUAUCCUAUUUGUGGAAGUAAUGUCUACAUCUUAUCCCCAAAUGCACCGACAUCUCCUGGAACACCUCUAGAUUUUGAGUUCCGAAUGAAGUUUGGUGAAUCCCUGAUCAAGGUCCUUUCAGAUUUCUCUCUUCCGUUACCGCUCAGCGAUCACAGGAACAGAUUAGCAGAGAGAGAGAGACCUGAAGGGGAGCUAAUAAGAAUCGUCAUGUGGCUGCUCCAGAAGAGGUUAUUGAUUCAGCUUCACACGUAUGUAUUCAUCAUAACCAAUCCAACCUUAGCCAAGAAGUCUUCAAGCGAUGAUCUAGAGAGGGAGGUGUCUACUCCACCGUCGGAAUCUUCACCGGUCACUAGAGGGCGUGCCACACCUCAAGGGUCAGGCAGUGGUCAGGGUAGCGGACUCGGGGAAAACCUCUCAUUUGACUCUGAUGAAUACAGCGUGAGUACAGGGUUUACUAGCUUUGAUUCCUACUCCAUGGAGGAAGGGCGUGGCCAUCCUAGACGUAAGGUACUAGACAUGUUGACUGAGCAUCUAACCAAGGAAGAGAAGUCCAGUGUGCUGGCCAUACCUCAUGCAAACAACCCAGAAGAUAUCAAGCUAUUUGCGAGGAUCUGUCCAUACUUGAGAGGGAUGCACCACCUUGAGGAGAUCAUGUACUACGAGAACGUCAACCGCUCCCAGCUCUAUGCUUUACUGGAGAAGUUUAGAGAUGUCCUGGUAACGUGUUCACACCAAGACGCAGCCAGCGUCCAGUACAAGGAAUUCUUAUGAUCAGAACAGCUCUAUGCCUUACUGGAGAAGUUUAGAGAUGUCCUGGUAACGUGUUCACAUCAAGACGCAGCCAGCGUUCAGUACAAGGAAUUCUUAUGAUCAGAACAGCUCUUUGCCUUACUGGAGAAGUUUAGAGAUGUCCUGGUAACUUGUUCACACCAAGACGCAGCCAGCGUUCGGUACAAGGAAUUCUUAUGAUCAGAACAGCUCUAUGCCUUACUAGAGAAGUUAAGAGAUGUCUUGGUAAUGUGUUCACACCAAGAUGCAGCCAGUGUCUAGUACAAGGAAUUCUUAUGAUCAGAACAGCUCUAUGCCUUACUGGAGAAGUUUAGAGAUAUCUUGGUAACGUGUUUUCACCAAGACGCAGCCAGCAUAAAGUACAAAUAAUUCCUUGCUGUCUUUUGCCCGAUAGUGAAGGGUGACGUACAGUGCAUACCAAUAAUCUCUCUUUGAAGAUUGAUCUGAAGGCAGCAGAAAGUGAGGAACUUUAUGAAGAAAAAAUGGGCUUGAGAAAGUCCACAGUAGUGGGUGAAAGCUUGCCUGGUAAAUUUAAGGUUGGUAGAAACCAAACACGUUAUGAUUACCUAACCACUCAAAGUUCUCUGCAACUUGAAAAUGAAUUUAAUGUUCAUUUUAAUGUGUAAUACUACAUGUUUGUACAUUUAUACAUCUACAAAUUUAAGUAAUUAUGACCUUUACAAAAGAUUCUUCCAAAGAUUAUUUUGAAAUUACUAUACACCUGUAUCUCUUGUAAACAAGGAAUAAAUAAUCCUCAAUUUUCAGAAUUAUGUUUGAAGAUUUGUAAUAUCUACAUAUUUAAAAUAUGACACAGGUUGCACUUUUUGUAUAUAUUGUAUAUAAAAUUGUAUUGAUUUAUUGUAUAUAUCACAUUAAAGAGGCUUUACAAAUGA